AUGAGUCAUCUAGACGUACACCAAUUGAUCGCGUGUCUCGAAGGUUUGUCCACUAAACCGGAUGAAUUCGAUCAAUUGAUAUCCCAUGGUAUCCUCCCUUCGGAAAUUACGGAAGGAUGGAAAACUGAAUGGCCAGAAGCGUACGACGCCUGGAUGGUAAUUAGAACGAAAAAUCCAUUUCACAAUCCUCUACAUUAUGCGUUAGCGCAUGGUCGACCACCUGGAUCUCAUAGCGAGUUGAUGGAAUGUGCCAUGCAGGUUGAUUCGUUGGAAACUGCUCAGAAAGCAUUGACGAGAUUGGCUGAACUUGAAGAGCGAAAAUCGUAUCAACGGUCCGAAAUGAUAGAUUCGAAAACCAGUUCACCAUCCUCCCAUGAAGAGGACAUGGUAAGGUGCGAUCCCACUUCGAUUGUUGAACUUGGUUUAGGUCGAUGGAAGGUGCUUAGUGAAGAUCAGACUAUGCAUUGUGACGUCGAUGAAAUGGGCGAUACUCGUGUAUCCGUAUCUGAAAGGGGAGGGAAACGUCUCUUGUCGGUGAUCAACCAAGAGAAGGAGGUUCAAUAUCGAGAGUAUCACGAAGAUGGUGAUGGUGAUGGUGAUGAGUUCAAUGGAACUAGAUACACGUGGAACAAUAUACCCGGAGUAAUCAAUGUCAAUCUAGAACAAUCAGGAGAGGUAACGUUCUACUACUCGAUCAAUGAGGGGUUGGAGACGAUGACAGUAAGGGCAGAAGAGUAUCGUCGUCCAGAACUCGGACCAACCGAGAGAGGACCGAGCUGGUCGCUCUAUGACGUUGACGAAGAAGCGUCAGAAGGUAGAGCGAGACUCUAUCAAGUCACGAUAGACGCGGAAGAAGGUGAGGCUCCAUUCUCUUAUCACGCCCAAAAUGGGAGAAAAGCGUUACGUGCCGUCGGAGAUAAAACUUCGAGUGCUAUCGUUGUGAAGAACUUUGAGGGGGAAAUCAUGUGGAGCCAUCCCCGGUACGAAACGAUUAUUGAAUCCGAGAACAAGUUCGGUAGUGGCUGGUGGCCCGGAGAUGCAGACAUUAGGGAAUCGUUGGAUGCGAUGUUGGAAAUGUCGGACGAAGUUGACAAAGGGAGCCCUGAGGUAUCUGAUCAAGAAGUACAUGUUGAUAUACCUUUCCCUUUUGUUCCAGAAGAGGAUGACCGUCUACCGCCCGAAGAAGUGAUACCAUUGGAUUAUAACCAUUCUCUAUUAGUUCCCCCAAGCAUUCCCUUGAGCUCCCAUAGUAGUAGAGAAUCCAGUACGGAGAGGCCAUGUGGAUAG
This is a messenger RNA of Tremella mesenterica DSM 1558, 1287 nucleotides long. RefSeq lists its product as uncharacterized. Bases 1 to 1287 code for a protein of 428 amino acids. The transcript has 2 exons. Lineage: Eukaryota; Fungi; Basidiomycota; Tremellomycetes; Tremellales; Tremellaceae. The record is from RefSeq and is a predicted model, not a curated record.